UUUUCCUGGAGAGCGGCGGGUGUCGCGCGGGAGGAAGUUUGUCCAUCGCCGUGCUCCGUUGUCCCGCGGGCUGCCCGGCAACCGGCGAGGAAACGGCUGGCGUCUGUGCAGUGGGCGCCUGGGGACCCUCGGAGCGAGCGGGCGCGUGAUCGAGCUAAGGCCGGCGACCCUUCUCCGCGAACUUCGGACACGGAGUGCAUGAGUCAGAGAUGGCUCUCCCCACGUUGCCCUCUUAUUGGUCCAGCCGGAAACACAUGGAUCUUCGCCAGCGCCAGCAUCAGCAGGAGGACCAGUUUCGCCAGCAGUGGGAACAGAACAGUCGCUAUUUCAGGACCUGGGACAUCCACAACUCGAAACAGAUCGAAUGGAGCUCCAAGAUCUCCUACCAGCGGAGCAUGCACGCCUACCAUUGUGAGAAGAUGAAGGAGGAGAAGAGGAAGAUUCUGGAGCUCCGGCGGGAGAGGCUCAGAGAGCUUCUCCUGGAGGAACAGGACUUGCUGGCUGCGGAGCUGGAUGAGCUCAGGCUGAGCAUGGGCCUGCGGGAGCAAAGGCUCCGCGAGCAGCACCAGGACCUGAAGUCAGCCCGAGAAGAACAGAGGAAGCUGAUUGCUGAACGACUUUUAUAUGAACACUGGAAGAAGAACAACCCCAAACUUCGAGAGCUUGAGUUGGACCUUCACAAGAAGCACGUGAUAAAUUCUUGGGCAACACAGAAAGAAGAAAAAAAACAGCAAGAAGCCACAGAGAAGCAGGAGAACAAGCGGUUGGAGAACCAGUACGCAGCAGCCCGCCGGGAAGCCGAGGCGAGGAUGAGAGUCGAGGAGGAGAGGAGGCAGCUAGAGGGGCGCCUGCAGGCCGAGGCGCUGCGCCAGCAGAUGGAGGAGCUGAAGCAGAAGGAGAUGGAGGUGAGCGGGAGCCGCUUUACACACUGCUCUAACGUACCUGGGAAUGGGGGCAUUUCAAAGGCCAUUCUGAAAAGAUCACAGCGGGGGUGGGGGUGGGGGGGGGGUCUGUGAACCCGAUCCAGCCUGUGUUCUCUCUUCUCGCAUGUGCACCCCAUUCAUGGUUCUACUGAGAUGCUCCACAGUGUGCCUCGGACUUUGGAACAUUAUGGUCUAAGACAUACCUGUCCGCUCAGAUGACACACCUCGCCAGGGCCUUUUCGGGGUUUUCCCAGUGGGACAUGGUCUAGCACCCAACACACAGCAUUCCACUAGUAACAGCUUUGGGUCUCGGCAACCAAACUGAAGAAGGAACAGGAGAACCUGCUGAGGCAGCGCUGGGAGCUGGAAAGGCUGGAGGAGGAAAGGAGGCAGAUGGCCGCCCUCCGGCGCAAGACAGAGCUGGGGCGCUUCUUGAAACAUCAGUACAACGCGCAGCUCAACAGGCGCACCCAGGAGAUCCAGGAGGAGCUGGAGGUAGAUGGGCGGAUCCUGCAGGCCCUCCUGGAGAAGGAAGGCGAGUUGCAGCAGGUGGAACUGGCCAGGCGGGAGCAAGCCCGGGCCGAUGCGGCCUGGAUGAAGCAGGUCAUCGAGGAGCAACUGCAGCUGGAGAAAGCACGGGAGGCAGAGCUGCAGCAGCUGCUGAGGGAGGAGGCCAAGGAGAUGUGGGAGAAGAGAGAGGCCGAGUGGGCCCGAGAGCAGGUCGCGCGGGACAGACUGAUGAGUGAGGUUCUGACCGGGAGGCAGCAGCAGAUCCUGGAGAAGAUUGAACAGAACCGGCGGGCACAGGAGGAGACCCUCAAACACAGGGAGAAACUCAUCAGGAGUCUCGAGGAGGGGAAGCAGUUAGCUCAGCGAGCCAAGGAGGAGAGUGAAGAGCUGAAGUUGGCCAGGAAGCAGGAGCUGGAAGCCCAGGUUGCAGAGCGCCAGGGCCAGGAAUGGGAAGCAGCCCGGCAGGAGGAGGAGGAAGAGGAGGAGGCCAGGCAGGCGGAAGAGCACUCCAAUGCUUUGCUGCAGCAGGAGGCGAAGACCAUGGCAGAGAAGGGCUAUCAGCCCAAGCUUCACGGACACCUCAGAAUUGCUUGGGACUGACGUUGAGCACAGAGAAGCAAACCGACUCACUACCGCUCCAGACAGUUGUACGGUGUUGGUGCUGGCCAGUGCUCAGGGUGCUGCUAGCUAGUUGAGCCAUACCUGUCAGGCACAUCAUGGGCCAUAGAUGUCAGGAUGCCAUGGGUGUGCAGCGUCCCCUGAGAGCCCUUCUCACCCCGACAGGCCUUGGCUUCAGUGCCACCAGAGAUCAGGAAUGCUUUAUAAGUACAUGUUAGAGUUAGUCUAAGAAGAAGUCAUGUUCCCUGACAGACAGGAGUACCAUGACAGGAAUACGUAGGUUCCUCUCAUCUCACCUGUAGCUGUCAGCUCAGGGAGGACCAGCCACAGAGAGGAGGGAGCUGUUUAGGUUUUCAAAUUGCUGUUCAGAAGUUAUUCUAUUGAGGGCUCAUAGGUCUUGGUGCAGUUAUUGCCAGUUAUGAGCUGUGUAGCCCCAAGGCCCAUGUGUGUACUGUGGAAGAGCUGGCAGUCUGGAGAGCCGGUGACAAAGGCGCCCUUGUUUGGAAGUGUUGUGAGGGCUACCCCUAGGGGUUGGGGGUUCUCAGCGUGGAGUACUUAACCUUCCACUUGUGUGGUCCUCUGCCCAGCUCCACACCACCAAGAAGAAAAGAAUCCUACAGAGCACUUGAGCCCAACAUGUGCCACCCCGAAAGAGUCCUCAAGGUCACUUGGUUGGCUAGCCGACAAAGGCAGAGGCUUGACUAGGGACCUCCUGUGUCUGUGGAAGCCCAGUGUGCAGCCCCAUGGGAAUUAAGUGCCCAGAGAGACAUGUGACCCUGGAGAAAUGGCAUGAGACUCGGAAUCACAGAUGAGCUUGUCCCCACUGUUAGAUCCCAAUACAAGUGGCCAUGGGUCCUCAUGGCGACAGUCGGGUUGUUAUGGCUUGUAUCUUUCCGUAGCCUUCCUCGAGUUGGCUUUCACCCCUAUAUUCCAGAUUCUGCCCACUCUAGCUGAAUAUACGGUGUUGUUCCUGGUUAUGGGAACCGAGAGUUUGCCUGGGCUCUGAGGGCUGUAUCACUUCCCUUCCAUCACGGAACCGGUUCUCAGCCUGUUUCAUUUCCUGCUGAGGUCCUUGGAUGUGGCCCCCAGCUCUGUUUCCACUACACAUUUGUGAGCACUCGCCCUCGUCAAAUGCUCACUAACUGAAGUAAAGCUCUAUCUCAGUAUCA
Mus musculus (house mouse) is the source of this 3220-nucleotide messenger RNA. RefSeq names its product trichoplein, keratin filament binding (gene Tchp). The coding region runs from base 1317 to 2033 and encodes 238 amino acids. The record is from RefSeq and is a predicted model, not a curated record. NCBI's taxonomy places the organism in Eukaryota, Metazoa, Chordata, Mammalia, Rodentia, Muridae. The transcript is spliced from 13 exons. Gene Ontology annotation, cellular component: plasma membrane; polymeric cytoskeletal fiber; cilium.